Messenger RNA from Gongylonema pulchrum, 1605 nucleotides. The record is from the annotation of a GenBank genome assembly. NCBI's taxonomy places the organism in Eukaryota, Metazoa, Nematoda, Chromadorea, Rhabditida, Gongylonematidae.
AUGAAUGGUGCGCCAGGGGGUUCUCGGCAGUCGAAGAAAGCACCAGCGGAAGGCGCCGGCGCCAUUCGCCCUUCCUCCAUCCGUGCCCCUGCGCAACACCCACAGCAACAGCAGCAGCAACAACAGCAGCAGCAGCAACCGCAACAGCAACCCGCUGUUACCGCAGCUAUUUUUUCACAAGUGGAGGAAGCUGGCCCGAGCAGUCAGCCAAGCGUUGUUUCUCCAUCGCAGGCGCUUUCGCUUGGAGCCGGUGUUCAGCGAGCAACUGCUGCAUUAAGGGAACCAACAGCGCCAACCUUCAGUCCACUACAUUCAGCCACUGUACAGCAACUUGCCGGUUGGCCAACACAGUUUGAUAUACAGCAGCUGCAUUCGGCACAGGUCGCUGCCGCAGGGUUACGCUUCACUCAAGCACCAACGAGCCAGCAGCAACAGCCGGCACCGCCACAACCGCAGCCACCGCCAUCCGGAACAGAAAUGACCGUGUGUGCAGCACUUCCCUCUUUGCCUUCCCCUGCCACACCCAGUGCCUCACUGUUAGCGGGUAUUGGCCUCAGCCCGGGUUCCGGCCCUGGCCCUGGCCCGGCUACUCAGACGCCCAUUCAAAUGCUCGGCGCAAUGAAUCCAGCUCUCCUGGCGCAGUACCAAGUUAUUUUAGCUGCCGCUGCGCAGCAGCAGCAAGUUGCUGCAGCUGCGGCUGCAUCAUUAGCUGCUGCUUCUGGUGGCCGUCCAUCACAGAUUGGGUCACGCGUUGUGCCACCGCCACCGCCGCCGCCGCCUGCUCCGUCAGCAUCGGCGCUGUCUCCUGAACAAUCAAAUCUGCAACGGUACUUGCUGCACUUGCAACAACAGCAGCAACAGCUUGUUGGUGCUGCUGCAGCUGCCUCACACUUACUGCCCUCCUCACCACUGCAAGGUACCACUCCGCUGAUGGCCCAGAUGCAUGCCGCUCUGGCAGCAGUCGGAGUGCUGCCGCCGCCACCCGCUCCUCCGGCACUUCCCACGCCAACAACUGCCCCUGCUCCGUCACGUCCAGCUGCCGCCGCCGCCGUUGUCACCCAGCCACUGCCAUCGCCAAGUGCGCCGGAAGCAGCGCGACCAUCACGGGUUGAAUUUUUGCAGCCAACUUCUCAGCGACUACUUUCACGUGCAGCUCAGCGACAGCCGCCUUCAGUACUUGCUGCUGCUGCCACUUCUCAUCCACUCCCCUCCGCUACCGCUGCAGCUGCCGCACCUGCACCACAUGUUGUUGCAGGUCCUUCUACGUCACAGCCACAUUCUCAAGUUCCUGGCCGCGUUGUACUGAUGCCGCCUCCUUCACUGCCUCGUGUUCGUCAUGCCUCCUCCUCAACUCAGGAACGCCGCAGAUAUGCUCCGUAUCAACGCCCGCCAGCCGCUGUUCCUUCGGCCAGUGCGAUAGCUUCACUUGCUACGGCGGCAGCAGCAGGCACUGCUCCUGCCGUUGCUGCUGCCGCUGCUGCUGCUGCUGAAGGGCCUUCGUCGUCAUCGUUUCAGAUGGGAACACUCCCUUCACAACCCUACUAUCCUUCUCAUUUUAUGCGAGGUUUGUGCUAUUCGAUCUUCUUCAGCUCCCUUUUUUCUUGA